AUUUUCUUAUUAAAUAUUUAUGAUAUAUAUGACCUUUAUGUUUUUAUUUUUCAUUAUUGAUAUUAUUAUAAAUUUUUGAACACAUUAUUAUAAAAAAUUAAUAAAAAAUGCUAUUAAUUCGAUUAUAAUUUGUAUUUAAAUAAAUUAUUUUUUAAUUUAAGUAAAUUAUUCUAUUUUAAUUAUAUAUUCUAUUAUUUUUAUAAUUUUAAAUAAUUUUCUAUUUUUCUAAAUUUUAAUUAAUUACAUAAUCAAUAUAAUAUAAACUAUUCAUAUAUGUUGGUAUUAUUGAACUUUUGAAAUAUUCCUUAAUAAGUUAAUUAAUUUAUUUUCAUUUUAAAUUUUAUUUUCAUUACUCAUUUAUUCUAUAGCGGAGAACUUUUAAUAAUAUGAUAAUAAUAAAAAUAUGUUGAAAACAAGAUAAAUAAUAUAUAUAACAUAAUUCUAUAACAAUAUUUUAUGUUUUCAUUCAAAUAUUUAUUUAUAAAUGAGGUGACAUGACAUGCGCCAUGGAAAAUAGGACAUAGCAAUGGCUUAAAGAAGAAGAAAAGAUCGUGCACAUAACUAUUACUUCAAUUAUUUCGAUGCUCAGUACGUUUUUCUAUAUUUUUUGUAUGUCUAAAAACCGAUUUCCGUUUGAACAUAAUAUUUGCAAUUGGUCGAAAUAUGUACAAAUUAUAUACAUUCAAAUGUUGUGUUUGAAAUUGCAAUUCAAAUGUCACCAAAGCAACAAAGAACUCAUUCUCGAUUCAAGGUGAUAACUCCAUUUCGAUCAUUAGUUCUUUGUGGUGAAAGUAGACAAGAAAUGGAAGACUGGUUGAAUGCAUUAAGAACAGUAACAAAAAAUUGCCCUCAGACAGAUUCUGGAAUUGCAGAAAUGCUUAGUGGUAAUCAUCAAUGGUAUGCAACAAGUCAUGCAAGACCAACAUAUUGUAAUGUUUGUAGAGAUGCUCUUUAUGGUGUUACUUCUCAUGGUUUAAGUUGUGAAAUAUGUAAAUAUAAAGUUCAUAAACGAUGUAGUAUAAAAGCAAUAAAUAAUUGCAAAUGGACCACUUUGGCAUCUAUUGGCAAAGACAUUAUUGAGGAUAAAGAUGGGAAUAUUACUAUGCCUCAUCAAUGGAUGGAAGGCAAUUUACCAGUAUCUUCAAAAUGUUCUGUAUGUGAUAAAACUUGUGGUUCUGUACUCAGGCUUCAAGAUUGGAGAUGUUUAUGGUGUAGAGCUACAGUACACACAGCUUGUAGACCUGCCAUGAGUGUUAAAUGUCCAUUAGGACCAGUUAAAUUGAGUGUAGUUCCUCCUACAGCACUGCAUAGUAUAGGUAGUGAUGAAGCUUGGGAAGCUAUAAGACCUACUGGAUGCAGUCCACUUUUAGUAUUUGUAAAUAGUAAAUCUGGUGACAAUCAAGGUAUUAAAUUUCUUAGAAGAUUUAAACAAUUAUUAAAUCCAGCACAAGUAUUUGAUCUGAUAAAAGGAGGACCAGGACCAGGGUUAAGAUUAUUUCGUCAUUUUGAUCCAUUUCGUAUUUUGGUAUGCAGUGGGGAUGGAUCUGUUGGUUGGGUUCUUUCUGAAAUUGAUCGUCUAGGAAUGCAUAAGCAGUGUCAAGUUGGAGUUCUACCAUUGGGAACAGGAAAUGAUUUGGCACGUGUUUUGGGUUGGGGAUCUUCUUGUGAUGAUGAUGCUCAUUUACCUCAGUUAUUAGAAAAAUAUGAAAAAGCAGGCACAAAAAUGCUUGAUCGAUGGAGUAUUAUGACUUUUGAACGUAGUAUAUCUUUGCCAUGUCCCAAAAGUGUUUUAAAUCAUCCUGAUACUGUACAAAAAUCAAAUAUUGCUAGUCAAUAUGAAGAGAAUAUUCUUACCCAUAUAACAAAUGUUUUGGAAUCAGAUCAAGAAAAUAUAAUUUUAUCUAGUAUUAGAAUUUUAUGUGAUACAAUAAAAGAUUUUGUAGCAUAUAUAAUGGAAAAUAUAAACUCAGAGGACCAACAAGUGGAAGAAAAAUGUAAAAUACUUCAGCAAAAAUUUAAUUUGUUCUUAACAAUAUUAUGCAAAGAAGAAGAAUAUCUAUCAACUGAACACAUAGAUGAUGCUGAUAAUAUUAAUUUACAUACUGAAAUUUCUGUUUCAUCUGAUAAUUGUGAAAAAGGAGUAUUAGAAAAGCCAGAGAAAGAUAUAACAAAUUUAAAAAAAGUGCAAAAAAGAAAACAAUUUGCAGAUAAAGAAAUUGUCAUGUCAAGAGCAAAUAGUUUAAAGAGAACUGUAAGAAAAUUUGUAGAAUAUGCUCAAUUGGUUAUAGAUGAUCAAAUUAAUGUCAACUCAAAACAUGGUAAUAAAAUAGCAAAUACAAAUAGUUCAUUAGAUGAUAGUACAAUAAUAAAUUCAAUAUUGAGCAAAAAAAAACAAUUAAAUAUUCCUGGUUUAAAAGUAGAUCAUGUUGAAAGUUUAUCUGUAGAAACACUAAUAGAAUCUGUAAAAAGUACAGAUAAUUCAAUAUGUACUAGUCCAACUCCUAAUGUAGCAUCUUUAAGUCCUAUACCAGAUCUUAGAAGAGAUUCUCAACCUGAAGAGAUAUUAACAUUACCUGCUCCUGAUGGUUUUGCUGAUAGUAGACGAAAUAGUGAAAAUUUACCUCAAGGUACAUUUAAUUUUCAUACCUCUAUGAUUCCUUGUAUGGAUAAUGAACAAGAAACGGAAAUACUUGAAUCUAAUGACCAACAAAUAUCUGAUUCCAAUAAUAUAGAAAUUUCUUCAGAAUUUCAAGUUAGUGUUACAAGAACCACUUUUGAUACAAGUUCACCUUCAGAAGAUGGAACUACACAAGACAUUUCAUCUGAUAUAGAUUCAAUCCAAUCACCAGAACAUGAACAAAAAUCAGAAAAUAAAACUAAAAUGGAAGUACUUAAAGGAUAUAUAGGUAGUGAUACAUUUGAUUCCGAAAUUAGACACAUUGAUUCUCCUGAUAAUUCAGAAAUGAUUACUAGUGAAUUACAAAAUUCUGAAAGCUUAAUAGGACAAGAUUUAACUAGUAUUAUAAAUGGAGAAGAAUAUGAUUCUGUAAGAGAGUAUUUAGAAAAUGAAUUAGAAAAUACUGAUAUUACAAAUGAAAUUGCUAAAUCAUUUAAGAAAUCAACAAAAUAUUCUACUGUUAUAGAAAUGGAGAAUAAAUUUAAGUACAAAAUGGGAUCAAUAGAACAAAAUGUAAACAAGGCAAAUAAAUUUAAAGAGCAAGAUGGUAAGGCAUCUGAUUUAUUACGCCCUGUUUGUUGCUUUACUGUAUCUUCAGAUACUACUCCAACAAAUGAAAAACGUAAUAGCUUUCCACCCACAAUAAGUGUUAUAAUUAAUCCUCCCAGUCCAUCAAUGUCAAUUGAAAGUCAACAUGAUUCAGAUGCAGAAUAUAAAAUGAAUCCUUAUUUAAGACGACAUACUAACGAAAGUAUGGAAAGAUUAAGCGUGGAACUACCUGAAUUAGGUUUUUCUCCUCAAGCAACUCGUCGAAUUAGUAGUGGAAGUUUGUUAAAAGCAUCAGAAGUUGUUUCUUUAGCUGCUACAGCUGCAAGAUUUGGUGGUUCUAAUGCAAGUUUACGUCAUGAAAGAGUCAAAUCUGUUGAUAAAACAGAAGAUGUUAAAAAACUUCCAAUUAUUAAUCCAUUAGUUCAGUUACCUAUGUGGCCAAAUGUUAGUGGAGGAACUGGACUUAUUAGUCAAGCAUUACUUGCAAAUGCAGAUGCACUUUGUGCUGCAGUAUCACCAUUGAUGGAUCCUGAUGAAACAUUAAUGGAAGGUUAUUUUGAACGUUGUGUUAUGAAUAAUUAUUUUGGAAUUGGCAUAGAUGCAAAAAUUAGUCUUGAUUUCCAUCAUAAAAGAGAAGAACAUCCUGAAAAAUGUCGAUCACGAGCAAAGAAUUAUAUGUGGUAUGGUGUAUUAGGAUCUAAACAAUGGUUACAAAAAACAUAUAAAAAUCUUGAACAAAGAGUACAAUUAGAAUGUGAUGGCCAACGAAUACCAUUACCUUCCUUACAAGGAAUUGUUGUAUUAAACAUUCCAAGCUUUAUGGGUGGUACAAAUUUUUGGGGAGGCACAAAAGAAGGAGAUUUGUUUUUAGCACCUUCAUUUGAUGAUCGUAUAUUAGAAGUUGUAGCUGUAUUUGGUUCUGUUCAAAUGGCUGCAUCACGAUUAAUUAAUUUACAACAUCAUAGAAUUGCACAAUGUCAAACAGUUCAAAUUAAUAUUUUGGGUGAUGAAGGAGUACCUAUACAAGUUGAUGGCGAAGCUUGGAUUCAACCUCCUGGUAUUAUACGUAUUAUACAUAAAAAUCGUAUGCAAAUGCUUUACAGAAAUAGGGCACUUGAAACAUCUUUAAAAACAUGGGAAGAAAAACAACGCAGUACACUCAAUGCAAUAUCCCAAUCAAUAUCAACUUUAAGCACUACACAAUUGCAAUCACAAUCUAAACUUCUUCAAAUACAUAAUAAACCAACACAUUUAAAUGAGGAAGAAAUGUAUAUUCUAUUGGGAUUUAUUGAAGUGGUUACAACUUUAGUUAAGUGGGUUAAACUUCUCAUUAUAUCACAUCCAAGUUUGGAACCAGAUUUAUACCAAGUUGCAGCACGAACAGCACAGGCACUUGAACAAGUUCAUCCAGAUGGAAAAAUUUUGCAAGGAAUUAAUUUAAGACCAGUAGUAACAGAAUUGGUGUCAAGUGCAAGACAACUUUAUGAAGACUCAUGUGAAUUACUCAGAGAUAAAGCACAUAAUUUAAAAUUACGAGAAGACUUAGAAAAUAAACUUUCAUUUUCUUUGGCCAGUAUGGAACAAGAAUUAAAAAAAUGUACAUUUGAUGAAGGAGGUACAAGAUUAGUAUAUUUACAAAACUUACCAUCAGAUGAACAGGGAGAUAAAAAGAAUCGUCAUAGAGGUUUGUUUUGGUUAAAGUUUCGACGUUCAGGAAUUAAUUCUGGAACAAAUCUUGCUCGAGAUCAAAUUACUACAUGGGGCGUACAAGAAGUAUGUUGCUGGUUGGAAAAUCUACAGUUAGGUGAAUAUACCGAAAAAUUUAUUUCUCACGAUAUAAGAGGUAGGGAGUUAUUAUCAUUAGCUCGUAGAGAUCUCAAAGAACUUGGUAUUAUUAAAGUAGGACAUGUUAAACGAAUCUUACAAGCUAUCAAUGAUCUAAAUAAUUAAAUACAUGACAUUUAUUUAAAUAUUAAAACUAUACAAUUAAUUAAAAUUAUUAAUUAAUUAAAGUAGUUAGUAAUUAAAAGUUUAAAAUAUACAAUCAAACAAAAAAUGUUAUGCCAGUUAAUAACUAUCUGGAUGCUAUUAACAUAGAUUUAAAAAAAUAUAUAGAUACAAAUAUACAUUAUUUGAAAAAUAGAAAAAAGAUUAUACAAUUAAAAAUUAUGUGUAACAAUAAGAUAGAAUACAAAUAUAACAUGAAUAUUCUAAUAAAAAGGGGCACUUAGUGUGACACAGCAAUGUUAUAUGAAAAUUAUUUUCUAUACUGCUGUAUUUAAUAAAAUAAUAUUACUUGUGCCAAACUA
Messenger RNA from Apis cerana (Asiatic honeybee), 5535 nucleotides. RefSeq names its product diacylglycerol kinase eta. Gene Ontology annotation, cellular component: plasma membrane. Gene Ontology annotation, biological process: phospholipase C-activating G protein-coupled receptor signaling pathway. The record is from RefSeq and is a predicted model, not a curated record. Gene Ontology annotation, molecular function: protein binding; ATP-dependent diacylglycerol kinase activity. Lineage: Eukaryota; Metazoa; Arthropoda; Insecta; Hymenoptera; Apidae.